Molecule: messenger RNA, 2154 nt
Organism: Amyelois transitella
Lineage: Eukaryota; Metazoa; Arthropoda; Insecta; Lepidoptera; Pyralidae
Exons: 5
Coding region: 229-996 (255 amino acids)
Molecular function (GO): N-acetyltransferase activity
Source: RefSeq, a predicted model, not a curated record
UUUUACUUUGGAAUCUAGAAAUGGGAAAACUAUAGCAGUGUUUGUCAUUGUUUGUGUUAAAAAAAAUGUCGCGUCUGUCUGUACCGAUUCGUGGUUAUUGACAUAAAGAUAAAAUCCGGUUGGUAACGGCGUAACCAGUUAUCGGUUAGCGGUCGAAUGCGCAUGAGUGUCAGAUUGUUGGAUUUUGUUUUGUUAGUGAAAUUGUGAUUAUUUUUCGCUUGAUUAACAAUGGAAUCGUAUAUAACAGAUUGUGGAAAGUACAAAAUAGAGUCCCUAUCAGCUGCUACUUUCCCGGGAGCGUUGGAGGUGAUAAGAGUGGCGUUUUGUCAAGACGAAUCAGUCUCAAUAGGGUGUGAGGUGAGCAAGAAUCCCGUGGCCGCUGAAGAGUUAUUGGAGUUGUGUGCUGAUGCUGCACUGGAUGGCGUCUCACUGGUCGCGGUGGAAACCAGCACUGGAGAGGUUGUUGCUGUUGCUUUUAAUAAAAUUCAGGUUUCAUCAUCAACAGAGAAGCCAUUUUUCGAAAUUUUCGCAGAAGAGCGAUGCACACAAGCUUCGUCUCGUGCACUCAUAUGCUACAUGGCAGAUGUGGAUGGAAGAUGUAAUCUAUUUGAUAAGUAUAAAGUGGAUUGCAGUCUAGAAAUCAUGUUUCUGGCUACAUUACGCGAGCACAGAAAACACAAACUUGGCACACAUUUGUGCAAAAUUUCCAUAGAUGUAGCAAAAAAACUGCAGAACGGUCCAAUAUCCAAGAUGACAAUACGAGAUUUAGGACCGAAAUAUUGUAAAAUGACCGAAAGGUCUUUACCGAGUGUUUAUCCAAAGAUCUGUCAAGCAAUAUGGACUGGUCCUGGUACUCAGAAAAUUGGAAAAAGAUUAAAUUUCACAGUACAUCUGACUGUUCCGUUUACAGAAUUUGUGUAUAACGGGAAAUCUUACGCCGAGAGACUGGGUGACGAAACGACCUUUUGUGAAGUGGCUGCAUUAGCUCUUUAUUGAGGAUCAGCUUUAUUAAAAAAUAUUAAUCUCACAUGGUGGAAAACGCAUUUUGCCUAAAUAUUCGACAAGCAUUGUAUUUAAGUCAGUCUACCAUAUUAUAUAUAUGUAUGUAUUAUGUAUAUACCAAUAGAUUCAAUUGAAACAUAAUAAGUUCAAAAACCUAUGCACUUUUACUCCCACCGUACAACAACAAAGUUACUCCUACAGAGGAGUUCGAAAAAUGAAUAAAAAUAAACCAAAACUAAAAGAAAUCAGUCGAACCGAGGAGGACAUAAAGCAACUAAAUCAAUUACAGACACCAAUUCGAUUUCUUUAGUCUUUCCAAACGAAUUCCAUUUGAGUAGAAGCUUUUCAAGAAAAUUUCCUCGGGAGGAGUGUAGAUGGAACGAGUAAUUUGUUUCAGUUGCUAAUAUAAAGCACUGGUAGUGUAAAAACGUACCUUUCCUUUGGCUCGUACUGAAAAAGAGGAGUGUUAUUAAGUAAAAUAGUAGUAUCUCUUUACCUCAUCAGAUCUUUGAAUUUUUUUGGUCUCUUCCUGUAUCUUUAUCUGUGUGAAUUAAUUCUUCAAUAUACAUUCUCAAUUAUGUUUUUUGUAAUAUGUGUACCUAAUACAAUAUUUACAGAGAACGCCUUAUGGCAUUAGGUCUACAUUGUACAUUUACAUGCAGAAAGUUUAUAAAAAAAUAAUUGCAUACCCUUACUUACCCAAUCCAGGAUUGAAGUCAUACGCGCACCCCGGGUUUCUCUCCAGAAAUGUUACCGGGACUAACACCAUUACAAUGAUGAUAACUAUAUUUGCAUAAUAUAUAAGGUACUAACUUGUAGUAAUUGUCAUUGGAACUGAUGUCUGAAGCUAUUAGUUCUGAUUAUCUGUAAUAAUUUAAUUCAAUCAAUUAUGUACGACAACAUGUUAUAGAAGACCUAUUAUACUGAUUAUAUCUAUUAUAUUAGUAAGUCUAUUAUAACAAAUGCAAAGUUCACUUCGCAUAUCUAAAUACUCCUCGUUUUAACACAGCACAAGACAAAAAUAUUAUUAGCAAUACGUGUAUACUUCGAAAUUAUAUUUAAGCACUAUCAUUAAGGAGAUUGAUCGGUCAGACAAAUUUAAAUAUUUUUAGUCAAAUAAAACAAAAAAUUGCCGAGACUUUUUGCUGAGAA